AUGAGCAAUAAGGACAUAUCACCGCCCGCUUCCUUAUCUGACGAGGGUACGCGGAGCACUCUGCAUGAGCCCACGACAGAAUCAGUUCAGAUAUCUCCAUCCGCUUCCACAAACAAAGUCAACAAUGACCUCGAGAAACAAGAUCCUCAACCGGAAGUGCCUACACCCACUCCCCAAGUCGAUUCAGAUCUGAUCACUUGGUCUGGAGCAGAUGACCCAAAGAACCCCCAGAACUGGUCUUUCAAUUACAAGAUCUGGGUCACAGCGGCUUGGGUCUAUUCAUGUUUCGUCACGACUGUUGCGAGUAGUAUCUUUAGCAGCGGUGCUGAAGUGAUCAGUGCUGAUUAUCAUGUUGGUACGACAGUGGUGACACUCGGUGUCAGUUUGUUCCUGGUGGGGUACACAGUCGGUCCGCCUUUAUACGGGCCAUUGUCCGAGCACUACGGACGCAAAAUGCCAUUGCUCAUUGGUAUAACACUAUUUACAGUCUUCAGCAUUCCUGUCGCCGUAGGUAAAAAUAUAGCUACCAUACUCGUUGGUCGAUUCUUCCAGGGAGCCUUCGGCGCGGUACCCCUGGCUCUGAUAGGGGGAGGCCUGGUGGAUAUUUGGAACCCUCACCAGCGUGCCAUAGCAGCGACCGGUGCCAUUGGCACGUUAUUUUGGUCACCGAGUCUGGCGCCUGUUAUGGGUAAUUUCAUGACGGAGACCAUCGGGUGGAGGUGGAAUCAGUGGCUGAGUUGUAUUAUGGGGGGUGUUUGCACCAUUAUAAUACUCUUCUUUUUCCCGGAGACGUAUACCCCGUUGCUUCUACGUCAAAAGGCGGCAAAGGCACGCAAGGAAGGGAACCCUAAGGCGAAAUCACAGUACGACGGCCAGGUCUCGUCAUUCCAAGACGUGGUGAGAAUAUACUUGAUCCGAGGAUUCGUCCUUCUUGGUACCCAACCCAUUCUGCAACUUAUUACGCUAUACCAAGGUUUUGUCUAUGGGAUGUCGUAUCUCUUCUUCGUAUCCUAUCCUAUCGCAUUCCAAGAAGACCGACAUUGGAACCUGGGAAUCAGCUCUCUCCCAUUCUUGGGCAUAGUGGUUGGUGUUCUCAUCGGUUGCGCUAUCGUCGUCUUCACCAUUCAACGCUCAUUUAAACACCUUAAAUUCGAUGCAGAUGGGAAACCAGUCAUUGUCCCAGAAGACAGACUCCCGAUUGCCAUCUUUGGUGCCUGUUUGAUUCCUAUCGGGCUGUUCAUUUUUGCCUGGACCUCAAACCCCAAAAUACACUGGUCCGGAAUGGUGAUCGGCAGCAUCCCCGUCGGUGCCGGCUUGUACAUCGUCUUCCUGCAAUGCUUCAACUACAUCAUCGACUGCUACAUGACAAUGGCGAAUAGUGCAUUGGGCGCAAAUACCUUUGUACGAAGUUUGUUUGGAGCUGGAUUUCCCCUGUUCGGACCCGCCAUGUAUCACCAUCUAGGUGUGGCUUGGGCGACAAGUGUUUUGGGUUUCAUAAGUAUUGCGAUGAUUCCGAUUCCAGUACUAUUUUGGAAGUAUGGAGCACAGAUCAGGGCAUGGUCGAAGAAGUGA
This is a messenger RNA of Talaromyces amestolkiae, 1572 nucleotides long. RefSeq lists its product as uncharacterized. The transcript has 4 exons. The record is from RefSeq and is a predicted model, not a curated record. The coding region runs from base 1 to 1572 and encodes 523 amino acids. NCBI's taxonomy places the organism in Eukaryota, Fungi, Ascomycota, Eurotiomycetes, Eurotiales, Trichocomaceae. Gene Ontology annotation, molecular function: transmembrane transporter activity. Gene Ontology annotation, biological process: transmembrane transport.